AUGCUUCUUCAAUCACUUCGGUAUUGCUCCAGACCUGUGCGUUGUCUUUCUCUUCUUCAAAAAGGAACUAGAACUAGUGUUAGUCAAAAAUGGACUCAGCAGAAUCUCGUUUCAGUGAGAUUUCGCCGAGGUACGCAAAGAAAUAAUAACCAAAACGCAGCUUUUCCUGUUGGUCAUUAUCUUCUCCAUGGUUUUGCUCCGUUCAUUCUCGCAACUAUCGGUCUUACAGAAGGAUUUAAAUGGCUAAGGGAGAACAAGAUCUCCCUGGGAGACGCUAGAAUCGCCUGGUACGCCCUCGCCGGCUCGUGUUUAGGAGUCUAUCUUGGCUGGCAUUACGGGGCUUCCGCACUUAUGUCUAGGUGGUUUCAAGUGUAUGCCACAAGAGGAGCAUUUACUGGCUGGCCAACUUGGAUUCUAUCCGGUUUCAGUCAUAUAAGUUUACUUCAUAUGGCGGUAAAUUUGUUUGUUGGACAUUCAUUUAUUCAAGGAUUUAACAAGGCUAAUAAUUGGCUUGAACCUUUUCUUAUCGGGGCAGUUUGGUCUGGAUUCUUUUGCGUUCUCUACGGUUGCUUCAGGACGAUAAACGCAGUAGGAGCGUCUGGAGGAAUUUGCGGCAUCAUGGGCUAUUUGUCCUACUUCAUGUGGAACAACGAGCGCAAAGUCAUCGCGCCAAUGUUCCCCUUCAAUCUCGUCCUGGAGCUGCCUCAUCAACUGAUUGAAUCGACAGGGAGUCAGUACAACAUCCCGACGGCUUUUUCAAUGAAAGAAGCGACCCUGUUAAUGAUCGCUACGUCCCUGUUUUUCGGAUUCAGACAAAUUCAAACAGGAAGAGCGCGUGUUGGAGCAACUGUAAUAUGCGUGCUUCUUCCGCUUGUUCUCGCGCUUCUGUCCGGCAGACUUGUGGAAGAUUUUGACGUCAGACAUAUUGAAAUGGACGCUCGAUUUAUUGAAGGAGUUUUGGUUGUUCAUUCAAGCUCAUCUCCGAGCAUAGAGGUCUUUGAAUUUUCACGAAAUCACAAAACAAUCAGCGAUUCUUUCUCGUCUUCCAGCUUCACCGCCGCCAAUUUUUCUGACCGCUUGGAAGUGACUCUUUCUACAGAUUCAACAGACGUAACCGGAUUCGACGUGUUCAGCUACAUCCAGGCGCCGACAAUUUCCAAAACCAGCCAGUUGAUUUACUCUCAGUCUAAAAUCGCCACAACUGCCGACGAAGCAGAAAUUCACUACAACAUACGGUAG
Oikopleura dioica is the source of this 1239-nucleotide messenger RNA. NCBI's taxonomy places the organism in Eukaryota, Metazoa, Chordata, Appendicularia, Copelata, Oikopleuridae. The record is from the annotation of a GenBank genome assembly.